This is a messenger RNA of Xyrichtys novacula (pearly razorfish), 1353 nucleotides long. The record is from the annotation of a GenBank genome assembly. Lineage: Eukaryota; Metazoa; Chordata; Actinopteri; Labriformes; Labridae.
AUGUCCUUAAGUGGCAACACGAGCCAGCCUUAUCCAGCGUCAACAGCUCCUCUUGUGCCCUUCAACACCUCCUCUACGCCGCGCCCCCAGCCAUGGGAGGAGGGUAGAAAUGAUCACGACUCGGAGCAGGAGUGGAUGGAGAAUAAAACCCUGCUCCUCUCAGACCUGGCUGUCCUCGGGCAUGAUGAGUUGUGCCACAUGUCUCCUGUCCUCACCGUGUGUCUGGUGGUUUGGUACAGCGUCACAAUGGUGCUGGGGCUGGUGGGGAACAUUGGGCUUAUUUGCAUUAUCACCCGACGCAGAGAAAAAGUCAAUGUCACUGGCAUUUUCAUCUGCAACCUGUCGUUCUCUGACAUUCUGGUGUGCAUCUUCUGCCUCCCCUUCACUGUCAUAUACACGCUCAUGGAUCACUGGGUGUUUGGGUCGCUGUUGUGCCGUCUCGUGCCAUUUAUCCAGUGUAUGUCUGUGACCGUGUCUGUGCUCUCUCUGGUUUUCAUUGCUUUGGAGAGACAUCAGCUCAUAAUAAACCCCUCUGGAUGGAAACCGAGCAUUCCUCAAGCCUAUAUUGUGGUUCUUGUGAUUUGGAUUCUGGCUGGACUCACCUCUUCGCCUUUCUUGGCCUUUCAGCUCCUCACAAAUGAGCCAUAUGCUAAUGUGGUCAUGCCCGAGUCUCCUUUUCAUUACCAGGCAUCUCCCCAGACUUACCUCAAUGACUCUCCACCUCUGACUGUUUCCUACACUUUCAAAAACUCCUCCUCGCCUCCAAAUUCAUACAGAACUCUCUUUUCCUAUGUUGCCGCCUCCCCACAUAUGGAGGCUUGUCUGGAGCACUGGCCAUCACAGCAGCACAGGCUGGCUUACACCACCUGGCUCCUGCUUUUUCAGUACUGUGGCCCACUUUUGUUGGUCCUACUCUGUUAUGUCAGAGUCUUCGUGCGGUUGCGACACCGCAAAGAAAUGCUAGAUCGAGCCAGGACCCCAGAGAACCAGCGUAUGACCCACAGUCGCAGGAUCAACAUCAUGCUGGUUUCUCUUAUCACGGCCUUCGCUCUCUGCUGGCUGCCGCUCACAGUCUUCAACGUGGUGUCAGACUGGAACCAGGAGGCUCUGCCUGUCUGCCACCACAACCUGUUGUUCUCCCUCUGCCAUCUGCUGGCAAUGUCCUCCACCUGCAUCAACCCCGUCAUCUACGGUUUCCUCAACUCCAACUUUCGGCAGGAGGUGAGAGAGGUGUUAAUGCACUGUCGCUGCCAUCCUCCAGAAGAUGAGUGCGAACGGUUUCCCAUGUCCACCCUGCACAUGGAAAUGUCUCGCUCAUCUAUGCCUGUGAGCUGCAGGAGCGACUCCGUUUGA